This is a messenger RNA of Carassius carassius (crucian carp), 1463 nucleotides long. Its product is annotated as ras-related protein Rab-6B-like. Lineage: Eukaryota; Metazoa; Chordata; Actinopteri; Cypriniformes; Cyprinidae. Bases 137 to 772 code for a protein of 211 amino acids. Gene Ontology annotation, molecular function: GTPase activity; GTP binding. The record is from RefSeq and is a predicted model, not a curated record. The transcript is spliced from 8 exons.
UGGCCUCUAGGAGGCGCUGUCACUCAGGAAUCGGCGGCUGUCCUCGGCGCUCCGUCACGACUGUACUGUGUGUCCUUCGUCCGCGCACAGCAAAUAAGAAUAUUUAUAUAGUUUUUGUUUAUUGUACUCGAUAAAUAUGUCUACUACGACCGGUGGCGGAGAGUUUGGCAACCCUCUGCGGAAAUUUAAGCUGGUUUUCUUGGGCGAGCAAAGCGUCGGCAAAACUUCACUUAUCACGAGGUUUAUGUAUGACAGCUUCGAUAAUACCUAUCAGGCAACUAUUGGGAUAGACUUUUUGUCAAAAACCAUGUACUUGGAAGACCGCACGGUUCGGCUCCAGCUUUGGGACACUGCAGGGCAGGAGCGCUUCCGCAGCCUCAUUCCCAGCUACAUCCGAGACUCCACUAUUGCUGUGGUGGUCUAUGACAUCACCAAUCUCAACUCUUUCCAGCAAACCUCAAAGUGGAUAGAUGAUGUCAGAACAGAGCGAGGAAGUGAUGUAAUUAUCAUGUUGGUUGGCAACAAGACAGACCUGGCUGAUAAAAGACAGAUUACCACGGAGGAGGGCGAGCAGAGGGCUAAGGAACUGAAUGUCAUGUUCAUUGAAACCAGCGCAAAGACUGGCUACAAUGUCAAACAGCUGUUUCGUCGUGUUGCUGCAGCUUUGCCUGGAAUGGAUAGUACACCAGAGAAAAGCAAAGAGGACAUGAUCGACAUCAAACUGGAGAAGCCCCCGGAGCUGCCUGUUACCGAGAGCAGCUGCUCAUGCUAGUAACCCCCCGUCCCCUUCACACACGAACAGCUUGCCUCUCAGUGGUCACUUGCUCCUCUCACGGCCCCGUUCAUGAGCCGAGAACCUUAUCUUUCUUUUCGACCCAAGUGACUUUUCAGAGUAACCAUGUGGAUGUGCUAUUGCUCUGUAUUAAAAUGGAUUCCAAAAAUACAUAUAUUAAUGGGGAAAAAAGUAAAAUGACAGCAUAGAUUAAAUGCUAAAACCAUUCAGAUUCUCAUCUGUGGUGGCUGCAUGGCAUUUUAUGGGAUUGUUGACUGAUAUACACUCGUGUGCUCUUGAGUUUUCACACAUCAGAGCUGUCCUAAUCGUUGUGAAGUUACCAUUUUCCAGAGCUGGGGCUGAUGUCAUCGUUUUAAGUAUUUUAUAAUUUCUCUGGAGGAAAAGCUUGACAUUAUUGCAUUGAGAGGCUGUAGUCUUGUGUUACUGAUUCAUACUGUUACUGGGUUUUUUUUUUUUUUUUUUUUUACAUGAACAUUACACACUAUUUUGUUAGUGUUUUUUGGUUAUUUAAAGAAAGAUACAGAAGGAAUUUCUUUUGAAACUGUUGUGAAAUAUCUUGGACACAAUAUUCCGUAUAAUUGGUAUUUGGGACCAGAUAUCAUUUAAAGGUCUUUUUGUUUCAGGAAUUACACGUUUGGGCAAGAAAAUUUUUUUGUGUUUUUUUUUUUUG